Psilocybe cubensis is the source of this 1086-nucleotide messenger RNA. RefSeq lists its product as uncharacterized. Gene Ontology annotation, biological process: glucose metabolic process. Bases 1 to 1086 code for a protein of 361 amino acids. NCBI's taxonomy places the organism in Eukaryota, Fungi, Basidiomycota, Agaricomycetes, Agaricales, Agrocybaceae. Gene Ontology annotation, molecular function: NAD binding; NADP binding; oxidoreductase activity, acting on the aldehyde or oxo group of donors, NAD or NADP as acceptor. The transcript is spliced from 8 exons. The record is from RefSeq and is a predicted model, not a curated record.
AUGGGAGCUAAAGUUGGCAUCAACGGGUAUGUGCAUUCUCUACUUCUCUGUCAAGACAGAUAUUCAAAAUCACCCUCAUCGUUUGUCUCAUGCAUCAGAUUUGGUCGCAUUGGUCGCAUUGUCUUGCGCAAUGCCUUGGAAUUGGGCAACCUCGAUGUUGUCGCCAUUAACGAUCCAUUUAUUGCUCUAGACUACAUGGUGUACAUGUUCAAAUAUGAUUCAGUACACGGGCGCUUCAAAGGUACCGUGGAGGCCAAGGACGGAAAGCUACACAUAGACGGAAAGGCGAUCCAUGUCUUUAACGAGAAAGAUCCCGCUGCUAUCAAAUGGGGUUCCGUUGGAGCGGAAUUCAUUGUCGAGUCCACUGGUGUGUUCACCACGACAGAAAAGGCUCAGGCUCAUAUCAAAGGUGGCGCGAAGAAAGUUAUUAUCACUGCACCAUCUAGUGAUGCCCCAAUGUAUGUCGUUGGCGUAAACCACGAGAAAUACGAUGGCAAAGCUGAAGUUAUAUCUAACGCUUCAUGCACUACAAACUGCCUCGCUCCCCUCGCCAAAAUCAUGCAUGACAAUUUCAAUAUCAUUGAGGGCUUGAUGACCACUGUCCACGCCACGACAGCUACUCAGAAAACCGUCGACGGCCCGUCCCACAAAGACUGGCGUGGAGGCCGAAGUGUAGGCAACAAUAUUAUCCCAUCAUCCACUGGCGCUGCAAAAGCCGUUGGAAAGGUUAUUCCUGACUUGCAAGGCAAAUUAACUGGAAUGGCCUUCCGUGUACCGACACUCGAUGCUUCAGUUGUCGACCUUGUUGUCCGAACCGAAAAAGAAGUUUCUGCUGAAAAGAUUAUUGAAGUGUUCAAAAAGGCUUCUGAAAGCAAGGAGUACAAAGGCAUCAUGGGAUUUACGGAUGAGGCACUCGUGUCUACCGACAUCGUUGGCAGCAACUACUCUUCAAUCUUUGAUGCUCAAGGCUGUCUUGUACUCAACCCACACUUCGUGAAGCUUCUUUCCUGGUACGACAACGAAUGGGGCUACUCCCGUCGCGUCUGCGAUUUGGUCGCAUAUGUAGCCGGCGUCUAUUCCAAGUAA